Molecule: messenger RNA, 1530 nt
Organism: Dujonia railenensis
Lineage: Eukaryota; Fungi; Ascomycota; Pichiomycetes; Serinales; Debaryomycetaceae
Source: the annotation of a GenBank genome assembly
AUGUUCAAGCCUAAGAAUGGGUACUUUUCGAAGAUAGAGUGCCCUUCAUUGAAGCAAAACAUUGUCUGUGAUGUAGUCAAUUGCAUAUUCAAACACCCGGAGAGCAAAAAAAGGUCAUUGGGGCAGGAAGAGGAGCUUCAAAAUGCAACCAAGAGAGCUAAAGUAGAAAACGAGAGUUCACUACUUUUACCUAAAUCUGUAGCUAUUCUGAAAAUAUCGAGGCAGCUGAGAACAGUAGCUGCAAGAAAGUUGGCCAAGUUCUUCAAAGAUGUGAAGCACUUGGCAAAUUCGAACAAGGUAGCCAUUGAUGCAGAGUACAGCAUCUGCAUAGAAAGUAAAUCCGAAGAAGAAUAUCAAGAUCGAUUAAAUAAGAUAAUUAAUGGAUUGAAUGCAAAAAAUAGCGAUGUUAAGGGAGAUCCUAGAUUUAUAUUACCGAGAGACAUUGUGAAUGGAAACCCAGCUCCAAUACAAGAACGUAAAAAGUACAUUCAGCUGAUUGUGGACGUAUACAGAGAAGUUACGCCUGGACUUAAAACCCCAAUUCUUCAAGCAACUGAAGAUGAGUUCAAAAUUGCUUCCGACAGCACCAAAAACACGUACGCACAGACAGUAAAGCGGUUUGUUUAUGACUUAAAGCGUAAUCCUGAGAAGAAUAAGAAAAGUACUCAAAUUGAUGAGAAAGAACUUCUUUCCAGAUUAAGAGAAUUAAUAAUAUCGAAGGAGAAAUUGGCCAGAUUUGGGUAUAUUGUUGAUGUACCUUCAUUUCCUACAGCAAUAUCAGACUUGGAUGACACGCGGCCUUGUAAGAGGUGCGGGAAAGAGUUUAAACUUGCUGAUCAGUUGAAACCAACUCGUUGUCUUUACCACUCUGGGAGGAAUAGGAAAAAGGAUAACUUCGUUCGAGCAUGGACUUGUUGUGGUGGAAUAGUUGGAGAUUGUGAUGAAUGCAGUGUUAGUGAACAUCACGUGUAUCAAUGGUCUACACCCGAGGAAUUGCAUGAUGCAAUUCCGUUUACUCAUACUAAUGAUUUGCCUACAAAUAAACGAAGCUUUGCAGCUUUGGGCCUAGAUUGUGAGAUGGGAUAUACAACUCUUGGAUUCGAGCUUUUGCGGACCACCGCUGUUGAUUUUGUGACUGGCGAAGAAGUUAUCGAUAUUCUCGUUAAGCCAAAAGGUGAAGUUAUAGACUUGAAUACGAAAUGGUCAGGAGUUGCUGAGAUUAAAGAUGAGGCAGUUUCUUUUGAAGAUCAUCUUGUAAUGCUCAAUGAAGUGAUGGACAGGAAUACCAUACUUGUCGGGCACGGACUUGAAAACGAUUUAAAUGCAAUGAGAAUAAUUCACAAUAAUAUCGUUGAUACGGCUAUACUAUAUCCAAAGUACAAGACAUCCCCUCUGAUGCGCUUUUCGUUACAAUAUUUAUGUUUUACAUUCCUUGGAAGAACUAUCCAAACUGGGGAGCAUGAUAGUGGUGAGGAUUCAUUAGGAGCUAUAGAUGUUGUGAAAUAUUUCUUGAAUAAAGAAGUAAGGUAA